UGCUGACCUGGGCUCACAAAUUCCAAAAGAAAGCCCACAUAAACUCUGAAGAUCAACAAAACCAACAACAACAGCUCAACAACACAAACAUCAUCAUGGGCCACUUCACCCUCUUCAACAACUUUGCCCCUCCGUCCACUGAAGUCAUGACGAUGGAAGAGAAAACCGCCGUUUGGCAGGCCUGCAGAGCAACCUUCCGCCUUUGCAAGAAGGAUUUGCUCUCUGACGAUGUGGAUCCGGCCGAAGAAUGUCAUAUGGAACUCAAGCCCGACGAUGACAAGUCCCGAUCACUGAAGCAACAGAAGCGCAGUACAGAAAUGAAGCACCACAGGCGUACCGGAUCGAACAUGACAGAUAUUACCGACGCUACAGAAGAAAUCACAGACUUUGCCUUUCUGGAAGAACUCUUUGACAUUCCUCUUACAAUCGCGGGAGGAUGCGCAAGCGAGGAUUUCGACAUGCAAUAUGUCUCUUACUAAAUGGAGGGACUGCACACCACUCCAAAAAGCACUCCGUUGCGCAUGGCUUUGGAUGCAGUUGCGGAACGCGCUUCUCAACGACCCCAGGCAAAGGCUUCCUUAUCACUCACCCAAUUGGGCAAAGGUACCGUAGGCGAACAAGAUUUCAUCAUCUCGGCGCCGUUCUGUCCGGUGGAUGCACAAAGAAGCACAACACCAAAAGUGACAGCCGGUAUACCAACCAGCCUUGACUGGAGGCGCAACCGGAAGAUACUGGUACUGCAGCAGCAGCAAUGAGUGCGAAACCUAGAUCAUAGACUCCUAUAGCAUUUAGAUACUAGACCUUCCAUACAUGUUCCAAACU
Seminavis robusta is the source of this 822-nucleotide messenger RNA. Lineage: Eukaryota; Bacillariophyta; Bacillariophyceae; Naviculales; Naviculaceae. The record is from the annotation of a GenBank genome assembly.